Molecule: messenger RNA, 679 nt
Organism: Solanum stenotomum
Lineage: Eukaryota; Viridiplantae; Streptophyta; Magnoliopsida; Solanales; Solanaceae
Product: late embryogenesis abundant protein 1-like
Exons: 3
Coding region: 72-338 (88 amino acids)
Source: RefSeq, a predicted model, not a curated record
ACCAAAGCUCAAAAAAUAAAGUUUUCUACAAUUAUUUACUAAAAAUAAAUUCUUCAAAAUCAAUAAUCAAAAUGUCAAAUGCUCAACAAGCCGGUGAAUACCACGGCCAAGCUCAGGCUAAGACCGAACAACUAGCACAAUCAGCAAAGAAUACAGCACAUUCAUUGGCUGAUAAGGCUGACAAUGCUACCCAAAGUGCUCAACAAUCUGUUCAGGAAAGCAAAGAUCAACUCAACCCUGGAUUCCUUCAGCAGACUGGAGAGCAAGUGAUCCAUAUGGCUCAAGGUGCAGUUGAUGGAGUGAAGAACACACUUGGAAUUGGAUCAGACAAAAAGUGAAAAAGACAAAUAAUUAAUUAAUAAACACAUUUAUCAAUUUAAUCUCAGUUUUAAUUAUUUUUCAUUUAAUUCUAUAAUUUUCAUAUAUGCUUUAAAUUAUUAGGCAUAAGUGAAAAAAUAAUAAUAUUAGUAGUUUGUGAGAUCUCUCACAGAAAGAAUUAAAAAAAAAAUGAUUUUUAUAGAGUGAGAUGAUUUUCAUAGGUUUGGUUUAAUUAUUGUUUAAAAAUUCCAUGCACCUUAUAUUGGUGUUAUAGUGAAUUUUGUUUUAUUGAUUGAGAUUUCUCUCAUUAGAAAUUCUCAUUAUAAGUAUGUAAUAAGAAAGUUUCUUUUGUUUUUGUUAA